Lytechinus pictus (painted urchin) is the source of this 4071-nucleotide messenger RNA. Its product is annotated as ATP synthase mitochondrial F1 complex assembly factor 2-like. The transcript has 6 exons. NCBI's taxonomy places the organism in Eukaryota, Metazoa, Echinodermata, Echinoidea, Temnopleuroida, Toxopneustidae. Gene Ontology annotation, cellular component: mitochondrion. The coding region runs from base 102 to 968 and encodes 288 amino acids. Gene Ontology annotation, biological process: mitochondrial proton-transporting ATP synthase complex assembly. The record is from RefSeq and is a predicted model, not a curated record.
GCCUAUUAUUUUGACAAAACAUACUAACGUCGAGUUGGUAGGAAAAAAUUCUCCAACUUUCUUUUUUGCAGUGGAGAUACCGUAGAAGCGAAGCGAGAGCGAUGACUUUCUUUCAAAGAAUUGGCCUUAUUGGAUGGUUUUCUGGACCAAAACAAAAUGUUCGUCGGAGUCUAUUAUUAGCCAAAAAUUCACCACAGGCUUAUGCCUUCACUUGCCGACAUUACCGAGAAAAGAAACGAUUUUACAAGAAUGUAUCAAUCACUCGAUCAGGAAGCAAAGCAUUUGAGAUAAAUCUUGAUCAGAGGAAGUUAAGAACACCCAGUGGUCAGCCAGUGGUCAUCCCUACUGAAUCAUUAGCUGUUGCUGUGGCAACAGAGUGGGAUACCCAGAAUGAGGUCAUCAAGCAGCAUAGUAUGCAUUUGACUGCUCUGUGUAAUACAGUACUUGAUAAUCCAUCACAUAGAUCAAAGGCUCAGAUUAUCAAAGCUAUGCUUCAUUUUCUGGAAACAGACACACUUUGUUACAGAUUAGAAGACCCUCCUGAGCUUGUGGCUAUGCAAGACGAAAGAUGGGAACCUAUGCUUGAGUGGAUCAACAAGAGAUAUGAGGUAGACAUCCAUUCCACCACGUCAAUCAGUGGGCCAGUCAUACCCCAGGAAACCUACAAGACUCUACAUCAUCAUCUAGAAACACACACCGACUGGGCACUAGUAGGAUAUGAGAAUGCAAUUCAGUGUUUGAAAUCUGUGGUCCUUACCUUUGCUGCCAUUGACAGAGAGGUCUCAGUAGAAGAAGCAGUUUCAUUAUCAAGACUAGAGACUGAAUUUCAGAUUAGUAAAUGGGGAAGUGUUGAAUGGUCACAUGAUACUGAGUUAGCAGAUGGUAAAUCAAGAGUAGCAGCGGCAGUUCUCUUCACUCACCUCGUAACAGAACACACAGAGACUAUUGCAAAAUUAAGAACUCCAUGAUGAUCUACCGACAGUGUUCCAGAUUUAUCAUCAUGGUUUGAAUUAAUCCAAGCGCACAAAGGUCAUGGCCUCAGAUGCCCCAUUGAUUAACCUCGAUGCCCCUGUCAUUGGCCUUCAAUACCUUUGUGCCCGUUGUCAUUUUCCGCAUCAUGCCGAGAUAUAGCUCUAUAGGAAAGCAGGGAAUAAUUUUCUGGUAUCUCGUCGUAAUUUGCUCCAUAUCUUUUACAGACAGCUACCUAAGAACAGGAGAAGUCUUUCAAUAUCACUGGUAAGCUUGAAUGUUACAUCAGGGCAUGCUGUUUCAGCCCAGUGCAAACUAUGCAAUUCGAUGUGACACAAUUUUUAAUAAAUCACAUUUUGCAUUAAAUGUGAAGGUUCCAAGAAGUUGGAAUUAUUUUAUUUGAAGUUCAGAAUUAUGUUAGGAAUAAUAAAAUCAUAAUUUUAAUUUGCGGCAAGCCCUGUGGUCUGAGUAAAGUCCAAAUCGCAUCAAGUCGCAGCCGAUGAUGACGUCAUUACGAUUUGAAAUUGAAUUUUCUUUUAUUCCUACAGGGAGGCUCGAACUAGACUGAAUUUCGACGUCAGUAGUCCUACCACUAUUCUGAACUCUGUUGCUAAGAUUUUGUCGACUGGAAUGUUCAUCUAAAAUGUUAUUACAAUUUCUUUAAAAUUUGGAUAGCAAUGAAUCGCAUAGUGUUUCCGGGCUUAAGGCUGUUUGUAAGUUUCACAUACAAAGUCAUGGUAGCUUGUCUAGUACUGUGUGCGCCUCACUGGCGACUGACUGGAAUACUCCCCAGGGAGUGGAGGAUGUGCACACAUUGUGUGCGGGAAUGAGUGAUUGAAUCCGAUGUCCGGGGUAAUAAUAUAUCUGUAAAGCGCUUAGACACGUCGCUCCGAUUUAUUAAGCGCUAUAUAAAAGCGGAUUGUUAUUAUUAUUAACUGAUGGGAGUGUUUCAACAUAUGCCAGCACUGACUAAAUUUGUGACUGUUGAUUGGCUUAGAAGUACUGGUCUCUUAUUGUUACUAUGUGAAUUGUCAGAGCAUAACUUUUUGUUAGUGCUGUCGGCUUUCAUGAAAUGCCAUAUUCUUGUGUUAAAUGAGAUGCCCUCUUCUUUUAUUGGGAAUGAUUUUCCUUUAACUGUUCUAUAUUGUGACGAUUUCUUUUUUGCAUUCAGAUACUUGUUAAUACAAAAAAUUUAAUCAACAAAGAUUGGAUUUUAAAGAUGGCGAAUGAAAGUUAUUGGCACCAAAAAUCAGGUCACCAGUCGGGAGUUAAGUUUACUCUAACUAAUGAACAGCUUUAUGAAACACCAACCAAGAUAAUACAAAGAAUAUGUUAUACAAGCCAAAGUGAAUAUUGACAAAAGCAGAAAAAGUAAAAAAAAAGUAUUUUUCAAAAAGUAUGGAAAGUUUUUCCUUCUUGGCAUAUAACAAUGCAAUGUACUCCAUUUUGGGUUUUCGUGACAUCAUUCUGAUAAAAUAUUGUUCUGUCCAUGUGUCUGUGAACUGAAUGUGGUAAUGCAAGCUACAGUGGUGCUCAAAAGUUAGUGAACCCCACAAGAAAAAUGAACAUAUUCAAAGUAUUCAAGUCCCGUUAUGUUUUAGAUAUUUAAUGGUGAAGUCGGGCAAUAAAAUAUUACGUUCAAUAAAUCGAGUUUCUCUGGGCUCGUCAGACAUUAAUAGUAUGGUUGUGUACAUUCAACACUCAGCAUGCAUGAAGGAGUGCAUUUCAUACUAGCACAACUUUAUGUAUGCACAUUGAACGUUAUGAGUAUUGGCAUGCACAGUGUUUUCUUUGGCCCAGAAUUUACGAAGGUGGUUUUGAAAACCCAUGGUUGAAUCCAUGGUUUGUACAGAUUUCCUGUAUUAAUUACGCUUAAUUUAGCCCGUUUCGGGCGCGUGUAUAAAAAAUGUCCAUUGCUGAUGCGUGCUUUUGUCACAGUGCGCCAAUUUGACGCCUGUUACCAUGGUUAGAUACGCUAUUGUAUUCAGGAGUCCACUGUUUGAAGAGUGGAUUCAUUAAUUAAAAACAGUGGACUCGUGAAUAAAAUAACUUGGAUAACCACGGCAACAGGCGUCAAUUUGGCGCACUCUGACAAAACGCGCAUCAGCAUUGGACAUUUUUUAAUAUAUGCGGUAAAAUAAGCGUAAUUUAUACAGGAAAUCUGCAUAAACCAUGGGUUUUCAAAACCACCUUUGUGAAUUUGGGCCUGUGUUCAGAGCCAAGUGUAAGGAGUAUUCAAAGGGCUGACGGGCCAUUAAAUACGAAGAUUAGAUAUACAUAAUAAGCUCUCAGAAGUGGUUUUAUUUAAAAUUGGUUUAUAUCUUUAUGGGACAGUUACACCAACGAAACUGAACCAAACCGACCAAGAAAUAACAACGUUGAUCGGUCAGAUUCCUCAGUGUGACUGUGUCAUUGGAGAAAUGAAUGAUGAUACUAUCUCGGCCAAACCAGGACAGCACACAAGCUUGUGUAGCAUGCUCAUAAACUUAACUUCAUGGAUUUUAAAGGGGUACUGCAGGCUGAAAAUAAUAUGAUUUGAAAAGAUAAAGAAAAAUCAGCUUUGCAUUACUUCGGUGAGACAGUUCUAUGCAUGUCUUCAUGAAUACGCAUCGAGACAGCUGAUGAUUUCAUAUCCCCACUUUUCUUAUGUAUUAUAUGAAAUCAUAUUUAUCAAAAUUUUCUCAACCAAGAAAAAAAAAAAAAAAUGAUUUUGACAAAUGAUUUAUGUAUACAUAAGAUAUUCAUUGCUGCAACUUAUUUUAUUAUAAGGGAAGCGUAUCCAUGCACACAUCAUUGCACAUGUAUGAAAAAAUGAAAUAAUUAUGAUUUCUUGUAAAAACAAGAUAAAGAAAAGUGGGAACAUGACAUUAUCAGCUCAUCUUAUGAAUAUUCAUAACAUGAGUUCAAAUAAGACUGUUAUCACUAAAUAUUACUUAAUUUAAACUUUAAUAACUUCAAUAUUUGUUUUCAGAUGUUAUUUGAUGAAAUUUUCAGGGUUGUGCUCUGUGGAAUAUACUCUAUUUUUCAGCCUGGAGUACCCCUUUGAUUCACGUUACAUGUGGUGGUGAUAUUGAAGAAAAUAAAUGAAGAGUCCACAAAUCA